Messenger RNA from Mandrillus leucophaeus (drill), 1366 nucleotides. Its product is annotated as F-box/LRR-repeat protein 4. Gene Ontology annotation, cellular component: SCF ubiquitin ligase complex. Gene Ontology annotation, molecular function: protein binding. Gene Ontology annotation, biological process: SCF-dependent proteasomal ubiquitin-dependent protein catabolic process. The transcript has 5 exons. NCBI's taxonomy places the organism in Eukaryota, Metazoa, Chordata, Mammalia, Primates, Cercopithecidae. The record is from RefSeq and is a predicted model, not a curated record. The annotation marks the transcript as partial.
CUUAUUCAACUGAUUCUGAAUCAUCUUACACUACCAGACCUGUGUAGAUUAGCACAGACUUGCAAACUACUGAGCCAGCAUUGCUGUGAUCCUCUACAAUACAUCCAUCUCAAUCUGCAACCAUACUGGGCAAAACUAGAUGACACCUCUUUGGAAUUUCUACAGUCUCGAUGCACUCUUGUCCAGUGGCUUAAUUUAUCUUGGACUGGCAAUAGAGGCUUCAUCUCUGUUGCAGGAUUUAGCAGGUUUCUGAAGGUUUGUGGAUCUGAAUUAGUACGCCUUGAAUUGUCUUGCAGCCACUUUCUUAAUGAAACUUGCUUAGAAGUUAUUUCUGAGAUGUGUCCAAAUCUACAAGCCUUAAAUCUCUCCUCCUGUGAUAAGCUACCACCUCAAGCUUUCAACCACAUUGCCAAGUUAUGCAGCCUUAAACGACUUGUUCUCUAUCGAACAAAAGUAGAGCAAACAGCACUGCUCAGCAUUUUGAACUUCUGUUCAGAGCUUCAGCACCUCAGUUUGGGCAGUUGUGUCAUGAUUGAAGACUAUGAUGUGAUAGCUAGCAUGAUAGGAGCCAAGUGUAAAAAACUCCGGACCCUGGAUCUAUGGAGAUGUAAGAAUAUUACUGAGAAUGGAAUAGCAGAACUGGCUUCUGGGUGUCCACUUCUGGAGGAACUUGACCUCGGCUGGUGCCCAACUCUGCAGAGCAGCACCGGGUGCUUCACCAGACUGGCACGCCAGCUCCCACACUUGCAAAAACUCUUUCUUACAGCUAACAGAUCUGUAUGUGACACAGACAUUGAAGAAUUGGCAUGUAAUUGUACCAGGUUACAGCAGCUGGACAUACUAGGAACAAGAAUGGUAAGUCCGGCAUCCUUAAGAAAACUCCUGGAAUCUUGUAAAGAUCUUUCUUUACUUGAUGUGUCCUUCUGUUCGCAGAUUGAUAACAGAGCUGUGCUAGAACUGAAUGCAAGCUUUCCAAAAGUGUUCAUUAAAAAGAGCUUUACUCAGUGACUUAAUAUAUGUUCUGUAAUAAAAUUAAUGUGCUUUGGUGGGGUUUAUUUUGGGAUUGGUUUUGGGUUUUGGUUUUAGUUGUUUUAAUGGUAAGAAUUAAGAUAUUUGUAGAUUUUGAAGAAAAAUAUGAAAUGGACUGUCCAUUAAAUCAAGUAAAAAUGUGCACAAAUGUUUUCAUAAAAUAUUACAAGCACUUCUCUUCAGGAAUAUGUGAGUGGAUGAUAUUUUUACCUUAUGUUAAUCAGUGAUAUGCUGUAGUCAAUAAUAUGAUUGAUAAAAGAAUAACAUGGUAACAUGCUAACUUAUUUUCAAAGGAACACUAAGCAAUAAAGUAUCAUGGUAUUUAUGCAAAAAAAAA